This is a messenger RNA of Haplochromis burtoni (Burton's mouthbrooder), 989 nucleotides long. RefSeq names its product ELF1 homolog, elongation factor 1 (gene elof1). Gene Ontology annotation, cellular component: transcription elongation factor complex. The transcript is spliced from 4 exons. The coding region runs from base 96 to 347 and encodes 83 amino acids. Gene Ontology annotation, biological process: transcription elongation by RNA polymerase II. Gene Ontology annotation, molecular function: RNA polymerase II complex binding. The record is from RefSeq and is a predicted model, not a curated record. Lineage: Eukaryota; Metazoa; Chordata; Actinopteri; Cichliformes; Cichlidae.
CCUAACCAAUCAGAAGCGUCCUCAGUGAGACGCUGCAUCUGUACCAAGUUGAAGAGCGGAGCAUCCUCUGCCGAAAGACAUCUCGUUGAGAUAUAAUGGGCCGCAGAAAGUCAAAAAGAAAGCCACCUCCCAAGAAGAAAAUGACAGGUAACCUGGACACCCAGUUCACUUGCCCUUUUUGCAAUCACGAGAAAUCCUGCGAUGUCAAAAUGGAACGAACCCGCAACACUGGAAUUAUAUCCUGCAGCGUUUGCUUGGAGGAGUUUCAGACUCCCAUAACAUAUCUGUCCGAGCCGGUGGACGUCUACAGUGACUGGAUCGAUGCCUGUGAAGCAGCCAACCAGUAGUGUUCCUAACUGACCUUCUAACCUCAAUUUCUGCUUCUUGAAGUAAUUCCUGUUGAGCUAGCACAAUGUAGCAAACAUUUUGUUUUUCUCUUGAGUCACCUGGUGUUCUUAGUUCCUUUUAGGUUUGUUUUUUUCUUGCUGAUUAUGACACAUUACUCUGGCUGGGCCAGAGUGUGGCCAUGUUCUUCUGACAGUAACAUGUAGCUAUAAAAAGAUCAAUGUAAAUGUUUUCAUAUCUUAUGUUGGUGAACUAUUGUAGGACUUAACCUUCCCUUCUUUCGGACCAAAUUGUUAUAUAAUAGUUUAAAAUAUAACCUAUGAAAUAUAUAUAUCUCUUCUCUUAGAUCAUUUCAAAGAUUUAUUUAGCAUCUAGAUGUUGACAUAUUUAGAUUCUGGUGACACAAUCAGAAUAACUUUUGUCACAUGUAGAUUUUCUUUAUUUUUUCCCCAACUGUGUCACUAUUGCACUGAAAACAUUUUUUUCCUUUUGGACCAAUUUAUAUUUUUACUGCUAGAUUUUCCUUAAAAAACAAACAAACAGACAAAAACAAAAUCACUUCAUGUAUCUCUCGUACACUACUUUGAUGUAUUUGUGUACUUCAAGUUGCUGACAGUAGUAAGAAAAUAAAGUCACGAAAAUGC